This is a messenger RNA of Dictyostelium discoideum AX4, 945 nucleotides long. RefSeq lists its product as hypothetical. The record is from RefSeq and is a predicted model, not a curated record. The transcript has a single exon. NCBI's taxonomy places the organism in Eukaryota, Evosea, Eumycetozoa, Dictyosteliales, Dictyosteliaceae. Bases 1 to 945 code for a protein of 314 amino acids.
AUGGAUCAAAAAUUAGUAUAUUUAGGACUUUCAUCAAUGAGUGGUGUAAAAUUUAGUGAAAUAGUUGAAGAAGAUAAUAUAGAAAGUUCCGUAGAUAUAUUAAAAGCACAUGAAUUAUCUUUAUCAAGUGGAUUUGUUGGAAACUUAUUUGCACAAUCAAGUGUAUUUGGUGGAAACAUAUUUGCACAAUCACCAGAUAUAAUUUAUGUAAAAACAUUGAGUGGUAAAACAAUUGAUUUCCCAUUUCAAUCAUCUAUGCUAAUAGAAACACUUAAAUCAAUGAUUUUUAAGAAUCAAGGAAUUCUAGAAGAUCAACAAAGAUUAUUAUAUGCUGGUAAACAAUUGGAAGAUGGUAGAUCAUUGUUUGAAUAUAAUAUUCAGAAAGAAAGUACUUUACAUUUAGUAUUAAGACUACGUGGUGGAAAUAGUCAGGCAUUACAAAUUGAUCCAAAAUAUUUCUCACCAAGUUUCAACUAUGAUUUUACAAAUAUCAUUGAUGUAAAUAAGUUCUUUAGAGGUGGAGAAGAGUAUGUUCGUCCAUGUGGUUGGAUGAGAUACGCAUUAAAUGUUACAAAUUUAAUAGAUAAAGAUGGUGAUAAAUGGUUAGGUUGUAAUAAUACAGAUGGAGAAUGGCCAGUUUCAUAUCAUGGUACUGGUAAACAUGAAUCAAAAAGUAUAGCUGAAAAAGGUUACGAUUUAUCAAAGGGUAAGAGAUUUUUAUAUGGUCGUGGUGUUUACUCAACACCAUCAAUUAAAUGCGCUGAAGCUUAUGCAACAUCAUUCAUACAUGAAGGAUCAACCUAUAGAGUAGUAUUCCAAAACCGUGUCAAUCCAAAAACAUUAAUUAAAAUUCCAAAAUCUCAAACUAAUUUUGAAGAAUAUUGGAUUUCACCAAAAGAUGAAGAUAUUAGACCAUACAGUAUUUGUAUAAAAAAAAUUAAUUAA